AUGUCGGACAUUCCAGAUAAACCACCAUCACGGUCGCUACGUGGAAAAGUCGCGAUAGUGACUGGCGCAGGCUGCGUGGGUGAGGGCAUUGGAAACGGUCGAGCAAUAUCCGUGUUAUUGGCAGACGACGGUUGCAAUGUCAUUUGCCUGGACCGGAACCUGGAAUGGGCAGAGGCCACAGUCAAGCUAGCAAAUUCAGAGCCCAACCGCGGCACCGCCAUUGCCAUGCAGGGCGAUAUCACAUUGGCUGCAGACUGCGAGGCUGCCGUGCAGUUGGCGCUUGACAAGUUUGGUCGGCUCGAUAUCUUGAUCAACAACGUCGGCAUCUCGGGAGCCCCUGGCACAGCUGUCGAGGUCGACAUGGAGCAGUGGGCCAAAGGGCUCGAGGUCAACAUCUCGAGCAUGGUACAAACGACAAAGUAUGCUGUCCCAGCCAUGCUCAAGAACGAGGGUACUGCCAAGGGCUCCAUUGUCAACAUGGGCAGCGUGGCCGGCUUGAAAGGAGGGACGCCGCACUUGCUCUACCCUACUAGCAAAGGCGCCGUGGUCAACAUGACGCGGGCUAUGGCGGCUCAUCAUUCUAAGGACGGAAUUCGGGUCAAUUGCGUGUGCCCCGGCAUGUUAUACACGCCAAUGAUGUACGCCAAUGGAAUGAGCGAAGAGACUCGGGCUGCUCGAAAAGGUCGGUCGCUGCUGGGCACCGAGGGAAAUGCCUGGGACGCUGCAUGCGCCGUAGUAUUUUUGGUCUCUGACCACGCCAGAUGGAUCACCGGCGCUAUUCUGCCAGUGGAUGCGGGCGCUACUGCUGCUAUAGGUAUCGAUCUUCCCAAAAGCGCCAGCGUGAAUGCCGCAUUCUAG
This is a messenger RNA of Pestalotiopsis fici W106-1, 858 nucleotides long. RefSeq lists its product as uncharacterized. The transcript is spliced from 2 exons. The coding region runs from base 1 to 858 and encodes 285 amino acids. The record is from RefSeq and is a predicted model, not a curated record. Lineage: Eukaryota; Fungi; Ascomycota; Sordariomycetes; Amphisphaeriales; Sporocadaceae. Gene Ontology annotation, molecular function: oxidoreductase activity, acting on the CH-OH group of donors, NAD or NADP as acceptor.